CAGUCGCCCGCGUGUCGCUGGUGAUGACGCACGUCCGAGUUGGUGGGAGAGGAACAUGGCGGCGCCCAUGGAGGUAGCGGUGUGUACAGAUUCGUCGGCCCAGCUCUGGAGCUGCGUCGUGUGGGAGCUGCACUCGGGCGCCAACCUGCUCACGUACCGCGGUGGCCAGGCUGGGCCCCGUGGCCUGGCGCUGCUCAAUGGCGAGUACCUGCUGGCGGCGCAGCUGGGCAAGAACUACAUCAGCGCCUGGGAGCUGCAGCGGAAGGAUCAGCUCCAGCAGAAGAUCAUGUGCCCUGGGCCUGUCACCUGUCUGACCACGUCACCCAAUGGGCUCUAUGUGCUGGCGGGCAUUGCAGAAAGCAUAUACUUAUGGGAGGUUUCCACGGGGAACCUCCUGGUCAUCCUGAGCCGCCACUACCAGGAUGUGUCCUGCCUGCAGUUCACAGGGGACAGCAGCCACUUCCUGUCAGGGGGCAAGGACUGCCUGGUGCUGGUGUGGAGCCUGUGCAGCGUGCUGCAGGCAGACCUCUCCAGGACCCCGUGCCCCCGGCAUGUCUGGUCCCGCCACACCCUCCCCAUCACAGACUUGCACUGCGGCUUCGGGGGGCCCCUGGCCCGGGUGGCCACAGCCUCGCUGGACCAGACGGUGAAGCUGUGGGAGGUCUCCUCGGGUGAGCUGCUGCUGUCCGUGCUCUUUGACGUGGGAGUCGUGGCCGUGACCAUGGAUCUGGCCGAGCAUCACAUGUUCUGUGGUGGCAGUGACGGCUCCAUCUUCCAGGUUGAUCUCUGCACCUGGCCCGGGCAGAGAGAGAAGAGCUUCCAGCCGGAACAGGACAGUGGGAAGGUGUUCAGAGGCCACAGGAACCAGGUGACUUGCCUGUCCGUGUCCACUGACGGCAGCGUGCUGCUUUCCGGCUCACACGAUGAGACGGUACGCCUUUGGGACGUCCAGAGCAAACAGUGUAUCAGGACGGUGACCCUGAAAGGUCCCGUGACCAACGCCUCCAUCAUGCUGGCCCCGGUCAGCAUGCUGAGCUCGGACUUCAGGCCCAGCCUGCCGCUGCCACACUUCAACAGACACCUGCUGGGCGCUGAGCACGGGGACGAGCAGCACCGCGGGGGCCUCACGCUGCGCCUGGGUCUCCACCAACAGGGCACGGAGCCCAGCUACCUGGAGCGGGCCGAGCGCCUGCACGCGGUACUGUGCAGCACGAUGGAGAAGAGCGUGCUGGGCGGCCAGGACCAGCUGCGGAUCCGCGUGACUGAGCUGGAGGACGAGGUGCAGAACCUGCGUAAGAUCAACCGCGACCUGUUUGACUUCUCCACCCAUAUCAUCACCCGGCCAUCCAAGUGAACACGGGCACCCGGACCUCCGGGUCCCCGCCCGCGGCCAGGCCGAACGGGCACUGGGCCAAACCUCAGUUCCAUCCAUCGGCACCCAGCAGACCCGCCCCCGGGCCGGCGGCCGGAGCUCACCUUCCGCCACUUCGCAUCGGGUCGUGCCGCGCGGCUGUCGCGUUCCAUUGGUGCUGUUCUUUUUUAACAAAAGACCUAAAGCCUGUCCA
Messenger RNA from Pteropus alecto (black flying fox), 1565 nucleotides. RefSeq names its product WD repeat domain 18 (gene WDR18). The transcript is spliced from 10 exons. NCBI's taxonomy places the organism in Eukaryota, Metazoa, Chordata, Mammalia, Chiroptera, Pteropodidae. Gene Ontology annotation, molecular function: protein binding. Gene Ontology annotation, biological process: rRNA processing; DNA-templated DNA replication. Gene Ontology annotation, cellular component: nuclear pre-replicative complex. Bases 56 to 1354 code for a protein of 432 amino acids. The record is from RefSeq and is a predicted model, not a curated record.